Messenger RNA from Peronospora belbahrii, 2106 nucleotides. Lineage: Eukaryota; Oomycota; Peronosporomycetes; Peronosporales; Peronosporaceae. The record is from the annotation of a GenBank genome assembly.
AUGUAUCAUCAAGUGUUUGAAAGCGAGUCAAGUCGUGUCUGGACAGGGGCUUUGGGCACACCCCUGCAUGCCAUUGAAAACGCAGAACAGCAUGAGAUGGAGUUAAUUGCCUCUAGCCUUCAGAUUUGGCUAAAAACCGAGCCAAAAAAUACGUCUGUGACUGUUCAGAGCUCUGCACAAGACGGUCUCUAUCUCGUCAACACUCGUAGAUUCUUUGAUGGUCAUUUAGAGCAAAGUCGCAGUAUCUUUCUGCCAAUUGAUGCAUUGUCCUGCUUCUCAAUAUACAGUCCAUCGCCAUUUGUGUCAAUUGUUCUGGUGGUUUUGGAAGUAGCAAGUAAGCAGCAGCAAGGAUAUUUCUUUGGUAGGUUACGACAAGCUCAGCUUCAAUCGAUGUCAGGUAAAAAAACUCAUCUGUCAGAUGACCAAGACCAUAGCACGCUCUAUGAUAUGAAGAUGGCGGAGAAGUUGUUGGCUGCGUUGCAUUCUGCGUUUCCUAAGGUCAAAUUGUCACGCUCGGCAACAAAAUGUCUUUUCAGACAAGAAAUGGGGUGUCGUGCAGCUGGAAAAAAGCUGGGUGGAACAAUGAAGCGAAGAAAAACGCUGUCCGCUGAUGCGUUUUACGGGUCCAAUACCUCAAAGCAAACUGUACCAGGUCCAUCUAAUGGCGUGUCUGGCAAGAUUUGGCGACAAUUUUACGAAAAGCUACAAUUUAGAGUCUCACAUUCAGUGACAUGCCAGCUUGAAGGCACAUCGACUGUAUCAUUGUCAUUUCCACGACAACAGGAAGCGUUUGAGUUUGCCGAUCAAGUUGCAGCUUUCCGACAACGUGUAAAACCUGCCUGUGGUGUAUCACCGAAUCCUGAAUACAAUAAUGUUGAUCAUGUGCCCCGUGUGUUCUCAUUUGAAAGAGCAGGAGAUGGCAAGCGGCGUUUUCUUGUUACGAGUUUGGCUGACUUUUGGAAGACCUACAAGACAAUCCGUGCCGACCAACGCCACGUUUAUGAGAUUAUUCGCGAGGGCGUGCCUUGUCGUCUUUACUUCGAUCUAGAAUUCAAGCGUGCCAUCAACACCCACGUGGACGGCAAUGCGCUUGUGACUAGGCUUCUGUCACUAAUCCAACUGCAGCGCAGAUAUGGCAUUCGAGUACAAGGCAGAGAUAUUUAUCAACUCGAAUCAUCUACACCCGCUAAGUUCAGUCGCCAUAUCAUCGUUCACCUCCCCGGUGGCGAUCUCUUCGAGGACAACCUUCAAGCAGGAGCUUUUGUGCGUGAGCUGAUAAACGAUUUAAUAGUCCUCGUUGAUGAUGGAGACUCCGAAAAGGAAUGCCCCGACCAGCUAUAUUCCCCAUUUCUCGUCAACACGGAAUCUGAGAAUGACUCUGUAGGCAAGAGGCAACUCUUCAUUGAUACCAGCGUGUAUACUCGUAAUCGCAUGUUUCGCAUACUCGGUUCUUCAAAGUUCAAGAAGCACGCGGUUUUACGCUUGCUUAACCCUUCAUCAUCUUUACUGACUGAGCUGGAUCAAGGACAAUUUGCUAACACGUUGGUAUGUCCGUAUCAAUCUAUUGAAGCCGUAAAACUCAUUCAACAGACCAAGCCUUUUCGCCUUUUCAGGGGUGAGCCAUCUUCUACAGUCAUAGGACGCAGCCGACGUUGUACUUCCUCAAGUGCUAAAAGACUUGGCGCUUUGUCGGUUGAAUGUCGAAGCUCUGUCUACCCCGUUUUGGACGCUUUUAUUCUCUCCAAAGCUGCCACGGGUGGGGUUCAAGGUGAAAUCCGUGCAAUUCAAAUGCUAUUGACUAACAGCUCGAGCAUGCUGGCGGCUCUACCUGGAGAAAUAUCCCACAAAGAGCAGCCGGGUGUUAAGACGUCGAGUCGACCGUAUCCGUGGAUGAUUAUUUAUCACAUGGCACGCAAUCGUUGGUGUGCGAAUAUUCGGCGGCCGCACAGGAGCAACAACAUCAUGUUCGUAGUGGACAUUGAUCAGCGAGUGUUUUAUCAAAAAUGCCAUGACCCGACGUGCCAAGCGAUAGACUUCAGGUCACCACCACAACCACUACCAUUGCAUAUAAACUUCGACGCGGAAGCAGUGGGAGGUUCAAGUUGA